AUGCAGCUGCCGGAGCUGGCUCCGCCGCUGGCGGUGCCCUCUCCGCCUGCAGAGGCGCCAGUGCCCUUGGGUGUACAAAUCCCGACCGCAAAAUGCGAGGAGGGCUCGGUUUGGGAGCCCGAGGGCCGGAAUGAGGUCAUCGUUCUGCCAGCUAUGGGCAGUGUCACAGGAGAAAGCCAAGCCAAGCCCAAGCCGGGUCAGAUCCUGCAGGCCAUGCCGUGGUUCCUUGCAAACCAGGACGACUCGGAGCUGUCCUUUUUGCUGCCUCAUGACUGGAGUCAAGACUGCCUGGAGCUGCUCUCCUGCAGCUGCGGUGCCUUGCUGGUGCUUGCCUUUCUUGGCAUUAUCACGUCAUUGGUCAUGAUGAUUUUCAAUGAGGUCAUGCCUUUCAUUUGCCCUUCUCACCAUGUCCAAUGCCGGCUUCGGGAAUUGACACCCAACGAGAGCUCGCGCCGAGUUAAUGUGUCGAUCUUUUUGCUGUGCUCGAUCACGCUGCCAAUCGCCAUGGCUGCAUGCCAAAGUCAUUGCAUGUGUUUGCGCGUCUUCCUCCGGGAAGGCGGUCUAUGGCCUUGGCUGAAGGGCCGGCGAGAUGCAGUGCUGCGACGCUGUGCAGCGGCUCCGUCAGCGCUAAGGCGAUGUUGUUGGCGCCCAAGCAAAAGCCGAGUGCAGCCUGGCGAGAGCAGGGAGCUGCAGCGCUGCUUCGGCGUGCACCAGGACUUCGACGUCAUUCUGCCCAGCAACAAUUUCAAGGGCAUCCCUGGCCUGGGCAAGAAGUUGAGCCCAGGCUUUCCCAAGCACUGGCAUCAUACAGUUCCAGAUUUCCACGAGACAGUCGAGCUGAGCACCAUUGAGGGUCAGGGUGCUGAAAUUGCUCGCCUGGUUUUGGAUGAUCCAACCUGGCACCAGCCUCCUCGAUGCGAGCGAGUGCUUCGAAUCGAGAGCUCCGGCGCCUGGGUGGCCUACUGCAGCCGCAAAGCCCAGCUGCGACGCGAGGCGCUGGCGCCGGUGCCCGUGGGGCCUGCGCCGGAGUGGGCAGACUUGGACGCGAGUGUCAACGAGCAGUUUUUGCUUUAUGGCACCACCCUGCAUGCAGCACGGCUUGCUGAGUUCAGCGGCCAGGUCCCGGGAACUCCAGACUGCCAACGGCACGUCCUGCUGCGGCGCUUGGGCGGAGGCAGUCAAUUCUGUGAGACAGGUUUUAUGGCGCACGAACAAGCAACCGAAGCUGGCUACAACAAGGACAGUCUUGAUAGUCCAUGGGUGGUGCUGGUCUGCCGCGUCCUUUUGGGAAGGCCACUUUGCCACCAUGGCCAGCGUGUGGGGCCGCGGCUGCACCGGGACUGGGAGAGCGGCAAGUACGGCUCUAUCCUGCUGCAACUGGAUGGCCGUCGGGAGUACCUCCUGCCACCGGAGGUUGCUGAGGGCGCAUACCCGGAGUUCUUGCUAAUUCUUCGAUGA
Effrenium voratum is the source of this 1458-nucleotide messenger RNA. The record is from the annotation of a GenBank genome assembly. Lineage: Eukaryota; Dinophyceae; Suessiales; Symbiodiniaceae.